Molecule: messenger RNA, 2273 nt
Organism: Ziziphus jujuba (common jujube)
Lineage: Eukaryota; Viridiplantae; Streptophyta; Magnoliopsida; Rosales; Rhamnaceae
Product: WRKY transcription factor 72B
Exons: 6
Coding region: 98-2041 (647 amino acids)
Biological process (GO): regulation of DNA-templated transcription
Molecular function (GO): DNA-binding transcription factor activity; sequence-specific DNA binding
Source: RefSeq, a predicted model, not a curated record
AGGUACAGAAAUAUAUUGGAGAGAGACCAAAAAAAAAAAAAAGGAUAAUAGGAGGAAGGGAAAAUUAGAAAGGGUCGCCGUAUAGCUCUCUGUAUUAAUGGAGGCUGCUACUUUGGGAAGACACGGCCAUGGAGGUCUGGUCAAGGAAGAGAAAAUAGCUGAUAAUUCUAAGGCUACAACGGAUCAUUAUGAGGAAGGUUGCAAAGAAGAAGACUUUGCUGUCCAGAUUGAACAUGGAGGUGCAAAACAAAAGAUUACUGAUGACAUAACACCAUCUUCACCUAAACAACAAGAUCUCAUAAGUUGCAUCAAGCAGGUACCAAGCAAUACUACUGGUAUUGAAAGCUCCUCAAUGGAACGCGACUCAAUGGUGUCUUCUUCGAGUCGAAAGGAGCAGGAUGAGCAGCUUGUGUCUACCAGAGCUGAAAUGGGUGAGGUUAGAGAAGAAAACCAAAGGCUGAAAAUGUAUUUAGAUCGGAUAAUGAAGGACUACCAAACACUUCAAAUGCAAUUCUAUGGCAUUGUUCAACACGAAGCAAAGAAAUCCACCACUACUUCCGAAGCAAUAUCAAAGAAUCACCAACAAGAAACCGAUCAGGAAGCAGAACUUAUUUCCUUGAGACUCGGAAGUUUUUCAUCUAUUACUAAUUAUUAUCCCAAAAAAGAUGAAAAGAACAAAGCUUCUAGUGAUCAUGGGAAAGAGACAAGUAGUACUACUGAUCAUCAAGUUGAAGAAGGUUUGGCGUUAGGAUUGGACUGCAAGUUUGAACCUUCCAAAUCAUCAGGCGCAACUGAUCAAGGGCCAUUGUCGAAUCCUAGCCCCGCGAGCAGCUUUGAAGAAACUAACAAGGAAGAAGCUAGGGAGACAUGGCCACCUCCUAACAAAUCUUUGACGGCAAAGAGAAGCACAGAUGAUGAAGUUUCUCAACAAAGCCCUGCAAAGAAGGCUAGGGUUUCUGUCAGAGCUCGAUGUGAUACCCCUACGAUGAACGACGGAUGCCAAUGGAGGAAAUAUGGCCAAAAAAUUGCAAAAGGAAAUCCAUGCCCUCGAGCAUACUAUCGUUGCACUGUUGCACCGUCAUGUCCAGUAAGAAAACAGGUACAAAGAUGUGCUGAUGACAUGUCCAUCUUGACCACCACCUAUGAAGGAACUCACAACCACCCACUUCCUAUCUCAGCCACUGCAAUGGCUUCCACAACUUCUGCAGCAGCUUCCAUGCUUUUAUCAGCUUCAACAACUUCCUCUUCUCGUUCCGUCCUUAACCCAUUAUCAGCCACUACUACUCCUGCUGAUCUCCAUGGACUCAAUUUUUAUCUCUCAGGCAACUCAAAUCUCAAGCAAUUCUACUUGCCAAACGCUCCACUCUCUUCUACUUCACACCCAACCAUCACUCUAGACCUCACUUCAAACCCUUCAUCUUCCUCUCUUUUCAACAAGUUUUCCCCAAACUACCCUCCAUUGUAUUCUUCAUCAACAAGUCUCAAUUUUGGUUCCUCAGAAUCCAAUCUCAUGUCAUGGAGCAACAAUGGAUUCCUCAGCUAUGGUACUUCUAAUUCUCAGCCCUAUAACAACAGCAGGACCCAAAUUGGUAAUUUAAGCCUUGGAAGACAAAGUGGUACUAGUACUAGUACUAUGCAGCAGCAGAACAAUGUGUUUCAAAAUUUCUUGCAGAAAAAUGGCAAUAACGCAGUUCCUCAUAAUCCUCGUCCUCAAGGAUCGAUACUACUACCACAACAGGCUCUACCGGAUACUCUAGCCGCCGCCACGAAGGCCAUCACGGCGGAUCCUAGUUUCCAGUCGGCUUUAGCUGCUGCUCUGUCGACCAUCAUUGGAACACAAGGCAAUCAUGGUGGGGGUGGUGGUGGUUCCUAUGUUCAAACAACAAAGGGGAAUAAUGGAUGUGCAUCAAGCUAUUUGAAUAGAACAACUUCGAAUUUGCAGCCUGGAAAUUCGAUGUUUGCAUCGUCGUCUUCUUUGCCAUUUUCGAACUCAAAGAGUGGAUCUGCAUCGUCUGGUGAUCAUAGAGAGCAAACCAAUUAAAGGAGGUUGGAGGAGCUAUAUAUGUAAAUAGCUUGUUUACUUUCCCAAAAAAAAAAAACAAAAAAACAAAAAAACAAAACUAUACUUAGAAGCUAGUUAGAACUUUGUUUUUUAAUUUUUCUUUGGCCUGUAUAAUUAUUCAUACAUAUCAUAAAGAAAUUGUUUAGACAAGGGAAAGGAAAUGGAUUAACAAACUUAUGUACAUUAUUUUGUUUUUAAGUAGAUUUCUAUG